Messenger RNA from Blepharisma stoltei, 450 nucleotides. NCBI's taxonomy places the organism in Eukaryota, Ciliophora, Heterotrichea, Heterotrichida, Blepharismidae. The record is from the annotation of a GenBank genome assembly.
AUGAUGAAAACAAUUAUUCAGACGAUUUUGAUUGUCCUGAAUAAGACAGUCAAAAGGGCAUCAGAUAUUGGUCAUGGAAUUAUAUUUAUUGUUGUUAUGAUCGUCUAUAUUGCAUUUAUUUUUAAGUUUAGGCCUUAUAAUUAUGCAAGAUUCAGCUUGUGGCAAGGCAUAAGCUUGAUAGGAGUCGUGUGGUUGGCGUUGCUUUCAACGAUUGGACUGGGUUUUCAAAGUAGCAAUUUUUUGACUCCUUUGCUGCUUAUUUUAAUUUCUGGGUGGAUUUUGAUGGUAUCUUUUGGGAUUUAUGUGCAGCACAAAAAGUGCCCAAGCAUGCUUUAUAGAGCAAAAGCGAGAGAUACCAAUACUCUAUUUAAAUUUGCUUUUACGUUUGGGAAGGUAUCAAAGAAGAGGCUUGAACAGUUUAAAAAGGGAUCAAAGACUGUUUCAAAUUAA